AUGUUCACCAAGCAGACUCUUCUCGCGUUUGUCGGGGCCCUGGCCCUGGCUGCGGCCAAGACUACUACUGAGCAGAACCCUACCCAGGCUGAGAUCGAUGCUGCCCGGGCUACUGUUCUACCUUACUCGCCUGUUUCCAACGUCAAGGGUUUGGCCUUUGACCGUUUCGUGGAUAUCUGGCUCGAGAACACUGACUAUGCGACCGCUGCUCUGGAUGAGAACCUGUCCAAGUUAGCCAAGGAGGGUAUUCUCCUGACUAACUACUUUGCCGUGACUCACCCCUCGGAGCCUAACUACUGUGCUUCCGCUGCGGGUGACACCUUCGGCAUGGACAACGAUGACUUCCACCAGAUCCCCGCCAAUGUCUCCACCAUCGCGGAUCUCUUCGACACCAAACACAUUGCCUGGGGCGAGUACCAAGAAGACCUGCCUUACGCUGGUUACCAGGGCUUCCGUUACCCGCUCAGCGGUGCGAACCAGUACGUGCGCAAGCAUAACCCGCUCGUGCUCUUCGACUCCGUCACCAAUGACGCUGUCCGCCCGCGGCAGAUCAAGAACUUCACUACUUUCUACGAGGAUCUUGAGCACCACCGUCUGCCCCAGCACAUGUUCAUCACCCCUAACAUGACUAACGACGCUCACGAUACCAACAUCACCUUUGCCGGUGACUGGGUCGCCAAGUUCCUCCCUCCCCUGCUGAAGAACGAGUACUUCACCAAGGACACCCUUGCUCUCGUGACCUUCGACGAAGUGGGCAACUACUCCGUCCCCAACCGCGUCUACAGCUUCCUCGUUGGAGGCGCCAUCCCCGAGCACCUCAAGGGCACCACCGACGACACCUUCUACACCCACUACUCAGUCAUCGCAUCACUCUCCGCAAACUGGGGUCUUCCCUCUCUCGGCCGCUGGGACUGCGGCGCCAACCUCUUGAGCCUGGUCGCCGAGAAGACUGGUUACGUUAACUGGGAGGUUGAUACCACCAAUGCUUAUAUCAAUGAGACCUACCCCGGUCCUUUGUCCGACAACGACUACUCCGAGUACUCCUCCAAGUGGGCAAUCCCCACCGUCAAGGGCAAGUGCUCUGCUGGCCAUGGUAUUGCCGAGGUCGUAAAGAAGACUUACCACGGUCUUGAGCCUACUUAUAACUACACCAGCCCUGUGCCUUAUGACUCGGUCAGUGGUCUGAACCUUGGUAUUAAGUACCACCGUACUCUGAAGCACGGAAAGAAGGAGUCUGGUAUCACGGCAUAG
Messenger RNA from Penicillium soppii, 1251 nucleotides. Its product is annotated as putative acid phosphatase. The coding region runs from base 1 to 1251 and encodes 416 amino acids. The transcript is spliced from 3 exons. Gene Ontology annotation, molecular function: hydrolase activity, acting on ester bonds. NCBI's taxonomy places the organism in Eukaryota, Fungi, Ascomycota, Eurotiomycetes, Eurotiales, Aspergillaceae. The record is from RefSeq and is a predicted model, not a curated record. Gene Ontology annotation, biological process: phospholipid catabolic process.